CCCUCUACUUGAGGCGCCCCGCCCCUGCACACGAACGCACAGCGCGGACGCCGAGAGCGAUUGAAGAAGCGGACUGGGAGGUGGGAGGCAGAGCCACUCAGUGGGGUGCCGGCAGGUGGGGGUCUGGUGCCAGCGACCGACAGGUGGUGGUACUGCGCUGGUCGCCGGAGGGGGAGGUGGUGCCUUCUGGGGGCGAGUCGGCUGCGGCUGCGGCGCACUGCCAGAUCUGCAGCUCCGCCGGCGGCGGGCCGCCAUUCCCGAGGCUCCGCAUUGGAUCAGGAUCUAGGGAUCGGCAAGUGAGCUUGUCAGGUUUCAGAACGGCUCCCAGCUGUAGGGGGGAUAUUGCCGUCUUCACCUUCUUUAUGUUGUCACUUUCUGGAGCCAUCUAGCUAGUGCGCAAGAUGUCCUUCAUUGCCUGAUGAUCACUGCGGUGUCUCUCUCGCACUCGUCUGCUGAAUUUGACGAGCGCAAAAGAAAACAAGAGAGGAGCAAGAAAGGCCUCAUUGUGGCAGCUACCUCUAGUGCAUUGACCUCAAUUCCUUUGUCGUUGUCCACCAUGUCUCGCAAUGUGGAGAGCCCAGUGCAGACCCAGAUGGCAGUUUCAGCCUUGGACCGAGCUCUUAGCAGUGAGUAUCCUACCAAAAGUAGAAGUGAGACCAGGGCUGGUGGAUGGAAACGUCUUUUUGUCCAAACUGACACUGGUUGUGUUCUGGCUGUUAAACUAGAUCGUGGUGACAAUGUACACACGGUCAAAAGAAAGUUGCAGGUGGCCCUCAAUUUUCCCACUGAGGAGAGUUCUCUGACAUUAGGUGAUCGUGUCCUAAAGAAUGAUCUCAGCACCAUCAGAAACGAUUCCCCGUUACUUCUCACCAAGACUUUCAUGCAUCGGAGUUCCUCCACACCAUGCAUGUCCCCUACAGGCAAGGAUCUCCAUCAGCAAAGAGAUAGGGGCAGUCCAAUUGAACUGUUAGUAUGUCCGAGCCGCUGCUCUCGAACAAGGCAGCUCGUGAAGGAUGUUGCUAGGGCUAUAAGAAACGGUGUGGAUCCAAUACCUGUCAAUGGUGGGCUUGGAGGUGCCUACUAUUUCAGAAACAGCAAAGGUGAGAAUGCUGCCAUUGUGAAGCCAAAUGACGAGGAGCCAUUUGCACCCAACAAUCCAAAAGGUUUUACAGGGAAAGCCCUUGGGCAGCCAGGCCUCAAAAGAUCAGUUCGAGUUGGUGAGACUGGUUUCAGAGAGGUUGCUGCCUACCUUCUGGACUAUGAUAACUCUGCUAAUGUCCCUCCGACAGUUCUUGUUAAGAUUUCUCAUCCUGUAUUUCAUAUGAAUGAAGACGUCAACUGUGCUAACAAGAAUGCUGCUGAGGGUGGCACACAAGCUGUUAGCAAGAUUGCAUCAUUCCAGCAGUUCAUUCCUCAUGAUUUUGAUGCCAGUGACCACGGCACUUCAAGCUUUCCUGUUUCUGCUGUUCAUAGGAUUGGUAUUCUUGACAUCAGGAUCUUUAACACUGAUAGACAUGCUGGAAAUCUUCUGGUAAGGAAGCAGACUGGAGCAGGAAAUUUUGGGAAUCAGACUGAACUUAUCCCUAUUGAUCAUGGUCUCUGCCUUCCGGAGUGCUUGGAGGAUCCUUAUUUUGAAUGGAUCCACUGGCCACAGGCAUCAAUCCCGUUCUCAGAUGAUGAGCUUGAGUACAUAGCAAAUCUUGACCCAAUGAAAGAUGCUGACAUGCUUCGUAUGGAGUUGCCUAUGAUCCGUGAAGCAUGCCUCAGAGUACUAAUACUCUCAACCAUAUUUCUGAAAGAAGCCACAGCAUUUGGUCUCUGCCUUGCAGAGAUAGGGGAGAUGAUGAGCAGGGAAUUUACUGGAAUGGAAGAUCAGCCAAGUGAGCUAGAGUUUGUCUGCAUGGAGGCAAGGAGGCUAGCAACAGAACGAGAAGACUGUUCCACAGAACAUGACUCUGGCGACGAGGAUUUAACUCAAUUUGAACUGGAUAGUGAAGAUCACGAUAUGCCAAAAGAACUAUCUGCCCACCAUUUUGAAUUUAAGGGGCGAAACUCCAGAAACCCACUGUCUGAAUUGGAUGAGGGCAAUGAAGAAGAAGAGGAAUAUGACAUUGAAGAGGAGGUAGAAAGCAAUGCAGGAAAGUUAGCUUGCCCUAAGCCUGUCAAUAAGUGGCUUGCUAACAUUUUGAAGCUGUCAACCUCACUGAAGGGUGUUACUCUAACUGACAAAACCCAGCGUAGGCUGUCUGCUGUUCCCAAGGGUGCGGAUUCUGCAAAAACUUCUGAGUGCAACAGCAACCGACCUGUCUCUCAAGUUGGCAACUGGGGGAGUGCAAACGAUACGCUCCCAACAAGUGCGAGUUUCGUCAAGCUGGCUGACAUGGGACCAGAGACAUGGGGGCUUUUCCUUGAGAAGUUCCAGGAGCUGCUGCCUGAGGCAUUCCGCUCAUGCAAGUGCCGCGCCACAGCGCAAAGGGCAAAGCAGAGGCUGGGCACUUCUUGCCAGUUUUGAGUUAGUGCAGGAGUAGGGAGCUGAGCAUCCUUUUCGGCUGCUGCUGUUUGCUGUGGCUUUCUUGCAGGUGUUAAGCUAUGAAGUUCUAGAAUAAAGCCAUCCUUUACAGGAUUGCAAUAGAAUUUUAGUAAUUGAGCGCCUGUACCAGAGGUCCAUGCCAAGAUGAUGGCCUUGCUCUGUACAUAGUUUUUUUUCUCUUUUCUUUUCCUUUUCUAGCUAGACUGCUAGACAUGAGUUGCUUGAUGGAACUUGGGAUUGUGAUGUCUGCCCAGUUCUUGGCCCAGCUCCACCACUCAUGAUAUGCAUUCAAAAGUUUCAUUCAGAUAAACUUUUCAACAGAAGCUUCUGAUAUGGUAAUUGAACAUUGUUCAGAUCUCA
Messenger RNA from Phragmites australis (common reed), 2890 nucleotides. RefSeq names its product phosphatidylinositol 4-kinase gamma 5-like. The transcript has 2 exons. Lineage: Eukaryota; Viridiplantae; Streptophyta; Magnoliopsida; Poales; Poaceae. Bases 419 to 2512 code for a protein of 697 amino acids. The record is from RefSeq and is a predicted model, not a curated record.